ACAAAGCACCUCACAGCGUUGCGCGUGUGUCUCUAAUGUUUUAAAAGUUCAUAAAAUUAACAAUCUUCUUGGUUCUUUCGGUAAAGUCACGUAGAAGGGAAGUAAUAAAAUAAUAAAAAUAAAACAUAAUAAAAUGAAAUAAUUCUCACGACGUUUCGUGACUUUACCGAAAGAACCAAGAAGAUGAAUCCCUGCAGUCACGAAAGCUUUAAAUCGAAUAUUAACAACAUUAACAACAUUGUCACAGUUCGUUUUUUCAGUAACAGCAACAACAGCAGCAGCAUCAGCAACAACAGCAUCAGCAACAGCAGCAGCAACAGCAUCAGCAACAACAGCAGCAGCAACAUCAGCAGCAACAGCAGCAGCAGCAUCAGCAACAUCAGCAGCAUCAGCAACAGCAGCAGCAACAGCAGCAACAUCAGCAGCAUCAGCAACAUCAGCAGCAUCAGCAACAGCAGCAACAUCAGCAGCAUCAGCAACAGCAGCAGCAACAGCAGCAACAGCAGCAACAGCAUCAGCAGCAUCAGCAGCAUCAGCAUCAGCAACAGCAGCAGCAGCAUCAGCAACAUCAUCAGCAUCAGCAACAGCAGCAGCAACAGCAGCAACAUCAGCAGCAUCAGCAACAGCAGCAGCAACAGCAGCAACAGCAGCAACAGCAUCAGCAGCAACAGCAGCAGCAUCAGCAGCAUCAGCAUCAGCAACAGCAACAACAGCAUCAGCAACAGCAGCAUCAGCAACAGCAGCAUCAGCAGCGGGAACGGGGUGAACGACAAAGGAAGAGCGGCGAUGUCAAACGAGGAGGACGCGGCGAUCCCCGUCCGCGUGGCCGCGCGCUGCCGCCCAAUGGCGCCGCGGGGGCUGCGGGAUGGCUGCGUCCCCUGCGUCACCGUCGCACCCGGCGAGCCGCAGAUUGUGCUGAGCGGGGAGAAGGCCUUCACGUUCGACUUCGUGUUCGACCCGGCAGCCGAGCAGGAGGAGGUGUUUAGUAACGCCGUGGCCCCUCUCAUCGAUGGCAUUUUCAAAGGCUACAACGCCACGGUGCUGGCGUACGGACAGACGGGUUCUGGCAAGACGUUCACGAUGGGCGGCGCGUACAGCGGCGACGCCGAUCCACACUCCACCGGGAUCAUCCCGCGGGCCGUGCACGCUCUGUUCCGUGGGGUGCAGUCACGUGACGCCUACGAGUUCGCCAUCUCCGUGUCGUACCUGGAGAUUUACCAGGAGGAAAUCAUCGACUUGCUGUACGUGGGCAAAGAGCGACCCUUGCUGUCCGUGAGGGAAGACCCCAAGGAGGGCAUCAAGAUCUGCGGCCUGACUGAGCGCGUGGUGGCGACAGCGGAGGACAUAAUCUGCUGCCUGGAGCAGGGAAACCUGUCACGCAUCGUGGGAGCCACCGCCAUGAACGCUCAGUCCUCCCGCUCACACGCCAUCUUCACUAUCACCAUCGAGCAGCGCGGCAGGGAGGACAGAGAGAGUCACUGCCGCAGCAAGCUCCACCUGGUGGACCUUGCCGGCCCCCAGCGUGCCAAGCGCACCAAGGCGGAGGGUGACCGCCUGCGUGAGGGCAUCAACAUCAACCGCGGCCUGCUGGCGCUUGGCAACGUGAUCAGCGCGCUCGGGGAGGAGGGAGUGGCACGGCGGGCUCACCACGUGCCCUACCGUGACUCAGGGCUCACGCGGCUGCUGCAAGAUUCUCUGGGAGGUAACAGCCUGACCCUCAUGGUGGCCUGCAUCAGCCCGGGCGACUCCAACCUGGAAGAAACCCUCAACACUCUGCGCUACGCUGACCGUGCGCGCAAGAUCAAGAACAAGCCGAUCGUGAACCGUGACCCCAACACGGGCGAACUGCAGAUGCUCCGGCAAGAGAGCGGCAUCGAGGUGCGUCUCCUGCAGGAGCGCCACCUCGACGUUUUGGUCUACAAGGAAACGACACAUGCGGCUCCAUCUGUCAUCGCUCCGAGCGCUGUUACAGUUCAGGCUUGCCACUCGUACGCCUGA
Lethenteron reissneri (Far Eastern brook lamprey) is the source of this 1998-nucleotide messenger RNA. Its product is annotated as chromosome-associated kinesin KIF4-like. Gene Ontology annotation, biological process: mitotic spindle organization; spindle elongation; microtubule-based movement. The record is from RefSeq and is a predicted model, not a curated record. Gene Ontology annotation, molecular function: microtubule motor activity; ATP binding; microtubule binding. NCBI's taxonomy places the organism in Eukaryota, Metazoa, Chordata, Hyperoartia, Petromyzontiformes, Petromyzontidae. Gene Ontology annotation, cellular component: microtubule associated complex.